AAGCAAACGGUCAGCAGAGGUGAUGGUUGACCAAAAAGGCAAUGAUCGUCGUACUGCGAUCGUGCUAGAUGAUUCUGACGAUGAAGUUUUGAUGAAUGACGGAGCAAAGAAGCAAGUCGAAGAUGAAGUCAAACCUGUAAAUAGCAUGGCAGCUAUAGGUGAUAGAGCUCUUAUGGAACGUGAAAGAUUGGAAAGACAAAGGAAGAGAAGACGAGAAGCAGGAUUGCCUGAAGAGGAUGAUGACGAUACGAUUAGCAUUGCAGGCUCUAGCUCAAAAGUACAGAAGGUAACACCACAAAGGACAGAAGUCAAAAGUGGGAAUAGGUCAAACGGCAAAGAAAGCCAGGAUAUUCCAUUGUAUUGGUCUGGAACAAUCAAGAAAUCUUUCAAUAUUCACUCCAAAUCUGCACCUGGAACACCAUUCGAAGAUUUCCUACGUCCUACAACACCUUUUCGUGCAAAUGGCUUAACCCAUGUGAUCAUGGCUACGUUCUGUGAAGAUAUUCAAUGGCUGUCACAAAUGUUUCCAAAGGGUGAAUCAGCUCCUGAGAUCACAAUGAUCACACUGGCACAAGGAGAAUUAAAGGCGGGCGUGUAUGCUCCUCUACAUCCACAACUGCCCAAUUGGAUUCGUCUCGUCGUUCCAAGACGAGGGCUGAGUGAAUAUACAACGAUGCAUAUGAAAUUCAUCAUCUUGUUCUACGAAGACCGAUUGAGGUUGAUGAUUUUGUCGGGCAAUUUGGUGGACUAUGAUUGGAGAAGAAUAGAGAAUACCGCAUUCAUUCAUGACUUUCCACGACUCAAGAAUGACGAGAAGGACACCACGUCCGAGUACGGCAAGCAAAUGAGAAGGAUAUUGAGCUCACUCAGCGUUCCUGCUGGACAUUAUGCAAUGCGUAUGAUGGAAUCGUACGACAUGAGUUCAAAAUGUGAGGCGAGAAUUGUUGCAAGUAUACCCACCUUUACUCCCGUGACAGGAUGGGCAGCGAUUGAAGAAUUAGGUAUCGGUCGUUUAGGCAAAGUCGUACGUGAAAUUUUGGGAAACAAGAUGUUAGAGGUAGAUAUUGAGGCGCAGGGAUCUUCGAUGGGUUCAUAUUCUCCAAGAUGGCUACAGCAAUUUCACCUGAUAUGUACAGGAGCAGAUUACAGAAAGCACUUACCAUUACCUACAGGCGCAAAAGCUGUCAAAGCUUGGGCAUCGGCAACAAAAUGCAAAGAAUCGGAACAAUGGCCACCGAUGCGAUUAUUGUUCCCUUCUGAUUCAUGGGUGAAAAAGCAAUCUGUUGAAGGUGUUAGUGGAGCUCUGACAUUUUUUGGGAAGAAGAAAGUGUCGAUCGAAAAAGGUUUUAUCAAGCUACUACAUCAACCUGUUUCAUUGCGUGGAAAUAUUAUGAUGCACCACAAAGCGAUUGUUGCGAUCAAGAAAGGAUGUGAACAAGCUUCUCCUUCUGAUGAGAACGAGAUUAUUGGAUGGGCAUAUAUGGGCUCUCACAAUCUCACACAGGCUGCAUGGGGAAAUAUUUCUUCCGGCAAAAAAGGAGGUGAAGUUCAGCUUUCCAUAAAUAAUUGGGAAUUAGGAGUUGUUGUGCCAAUGUGUUUGAACGAUUUACAUGAAUCGCAGAAGCCUUUGCCUGAAGGUAUGAAAGCGAACAUCAUCACUUGGAAGAGACCAGCGCAGAAGUACAAAGAGGAAGAUGUACCGUGGGAUCAAUUUGAUCAAAGAUGAAUCGCUGAAUAAUGUAAAAGUAGCCGUUGUGUAAUUAUCUUAUGUAAUCAGUGUC
Meira miltonrushii is the source of this 1781-nucleotide messenger RNA. Its product is annotated as phospholipase D/nuclease. Gene Ontology annotation, biological process: single strand break repair; double-strand break repair. Gene Ontology annotation, cellular component: nucleus. The transcript has a single exon. The record is from RefSeq and is a predicted model, not a curated record. Gene Ontology annotation, molecular function: 3'-tyrosyl-DNA phosphodiesterase activity; double-stranded DNA binding; single-stranded DNA binding. Bases 23 to 1726 code for a protein of 567 amino acids. NCBI's taxonomy places the organism in Eukaryota, Fungi, Basidiomycota, Exobasidiomycetes, Exobasidiales, Brachybasidiaceae.